AUGCACUACUUCCUCGGCAUCGAGGUGGUCCGACGGACUGACGGCUUCUUUCUGCAUCAGCAGAAGUACGCCCACGUGCUCCUGGAGCGUGCCGGUAUGCUUAACUGCAAGCCGGCGCCCACCCCCGUCGACACGAAGGCGAAGGUCUCUGCUCUCAAGGGGUCUCUUGCGUCCGAUGGAGCGUUCUAUCACUCUAUUGUCGGUGCUUUACAGUACCUGACGCUGACUCGCCUCGACCUGCAGUACGCUGUCCAGCAGCAGCCCACGGUCUCCCACUCCAGCGCCGAGGCAGAGUAUCGCGCCGUGGCUAAUGCCAUGGCUGAGUGCUCUUACAUACGUCAGCUGUUCCAGGAGUUGCUUUGUGAUGUUCACAAGGCCACUCUUGUCUACUGCGAUAACGUCAGCGCGGUCUACCUCUCCGCCAACCUGGUGCACCAUCGAUGGACGAAGCAUAUUGAGCUCGAUAUUCACUUCGUGCGCAAGCAGGUUGCCCUUGGCCGUGUUCGGGUUCUCCACGUGCCGACGACGCAACAGUUUGCUGAUGUGAUGACUAAGGGAUUGCCUACUCCCGUCUUCGAGGAGUUUCGGAACCUCGUGUUCGAUCUCCCGCCUGUGACCUGGGUCAUCUUCGACAUGGAGCACGUCUUGUAUGCGGCCAAGGAGAUGGGCCUUCCCUGUGUCACCCUCUGGACAAUGAGCGCCUGCGCCUUCUUGGCGUUCCACCAAUGUCAGUCGCUUGUCGAUAUGGGCAUUGUCCCGCUCAAAGAGGCUGAGCACCUAAAGAAUGGAUACCUGGACAACACGGUCCUGGACUCGGUGCCGGGGAUGCCCAAAGACGUUCGCGUCAGAGACUUCCCGAGCUUCAUCCGCACCACCGACCUUGACGAUGCCAUGCUUAAGACCUUGCUGCGCUCAAUGGCAUGCUACAGGACCACCCCAUCCGCCAUGAUCUUCAACACCUUCGAUGACAUAGAUCAUGAAGCCAUUGCGGAGAUGUCUACCAGCCUGCCACCGAUCUAUGCCGUGGGGCCAUUGCCGCAACUCCUCGGUCAAGUCUCUGGUAGUGUGGUUGACACAUUGGAAUCAAACCUUUCCAAGGAGAACAACUCCUUCCUAGAAUGGCUCAAUGCAAACAGUCGACAAGAGUUCCUGUGGGUGAUCAGAAAUGACCAAGUGAACAAUGGCGACGGCAAUGCCCCGGCUUCUAUUCUGCCACCGGAAUUCUUGGAGGAGACGGAGGAAAGGAGUUACGUGACGAGCUGGUGUCCACGAGAGGAAGUGCUUCAAGACGAGGCGGUUGGCGCAUUCUUGACACAUUUUGGGUGGAACUCGGUUUUAGAGAGUAUGAGCACUGGGGUGCCAAUGUUCUGUUGGCCAUUCGGCGCCGACCAGUUUACGAACAAGCGGUAUGUUUGCUCUGAGUGGCGUGUUGGGCUGGAGAUCAGCGACAACGUUGAAAGAAAUGAGGUGAAGGAGGCCAUCAUAGAAAUGAUGGAAGGGGACAAGGGAAAAGAAUUAAAAACAGUGGCGAUGGAAUGGAAGGAGAAGUCAACCGUUGCUGCACUGCCAGGUGGAUCCUCUUGGGUAAAUCUAGAGAAGGUUGUCAAUGAGGUGCUUCUUGUGACUCCUACCAAGAGGGUCACGGAAUAUGAGUAG
Molecule: messenger RNA, 1656 nt
Organism: Triticum aestivum (bread wheat)
Lineage: Eukaryota; Viridiplantae; Streptophyta; Magnoliopsida; Poales; Poaceae
Product: 7-deoxyloganetin glucosyltransferase-like
Exons: 5
Coding region: 1-1656 (551 amino acids)
Molecular function (GO): quercetin 3-O-glucosyltransferase activity; quercetin 7-O-glucosyltransferase activity
Source: RefSeq, a predicted model, not a curated record